AUGCGGGAAUACAAGAUCGUUGUCCUGGGUUCCGGUGGUGUCGGGAAGAGUGCCCUGACGGUCCAAUUUGUCCAAGGAAUCUUUGUUGAGAAGUAUGAUCCCACAAUUGAAGAUUCGUAUCGGAAACAGGUCGAAGUUGACGGGCAACAAUGCAUGUUGGAGAUCUUGGAUACAGCUGGAACUGUAAGGAAAUUUAUUAUAAUUUUUUUUUAUUUUUUUAGGUUUUAGAAGAAAUACACGUCUUUUUUGAACUUUUAGUUCUAGUUUUUUCACACAAAAUUAUGCCUUUACAUGAUUUUAUAUUUUUAGGUACCUAGUUUUAUGUUUUUGUAAUUGAUGGUUGAUUUUCAGGAACAAUUCACGGCUAUGAGAGAUCUUUACAUGAAGAAUGGACAAGGAUUUGUCCUUGUCUACUCGAUUACCGCACAGUCUACCUUCAAUGACCUUGUUGACCUUAGAGAUCAGAUCCUCAGGGUAAAAGAUACCGACGAUGUGAGUUUUGCAUCUUUUUCUAUGUGGUUUUUGCCUUUAGGAGGAGGAAUACAAAAUUCAUAAGAUGGAAGAAAGAAUCUCGAGUCAUAAAAUUGAAAUAUAUCGACCUUUUUCAGGUCCCCAUGAUUCUCGUCGGCAACAAAUGCGAUCUGGAGGAUGAACGUGUCGUCGGCAAAGACCAAGGCCACAAUCUGGCCCGUCAGUUCAACAGCGCCUUCCUGGAGACCUCAGCCAAAGCUAAAGUGAAUGUAAAUGAAGUCUUCCACGAUCUGGUCCGUCAAAUCAACCGCCGAUACCCAGAAGCGGGGCGAAACCGAAAUCAGAAGAAACAGUGCUGCAAGUGCAACAUUGUAUAG
Messenger RNA from Bursaphelenchus xylophilus (pine wood nematode), 848 nucleotides. NCBI's taxonomy places the organism in Eukaryota, Metazoa, Nematoda, Chromadorea, Rhabditida, Aphelenchoididae. The record is from the annotation of a GenBank genome assembly.